Truncatella angustata is the source of this 742-nucleotide messenger RNA. RefSeq lists its product as uncharacterized. The record is from RefSeq and is a predicted model, not a curated record. Lineage: Eukaryota; Fungi; Ascomycota; Sordariomycetes; Amphisphaeriales; Sporocadaceae. Bases 485 to 694 code for a protein of 69 amino acids. The transcript has a single exon.
GUGCCUAAAGUAUUAUAUGAAUUUUGUCAAUUAAACACCAAACCAUGACUCGAGAAAUAUGGAAUCCUCCACUGGUCUGAUCCACCACUACAGCCAUAUAACAAUUCAGCAUCGCCUUUUCUAUAAUUGCCUAGAAUCUCCCACGAGGGCAAAAAGGAUACAUUAAGUCGUCAUGAAACAUAUGCGAGAAAGUCCGAGAUGAAUCUGCUUUGGGUACUCAAUGCAACCUUUCGCUUCCCAAGAACCUCUCUCCAAAACCGCAAUAUUACAAAAACAUCAAAAAUCAAACUCCCAGUUCAUAGAAGAGCAAUGGGCACGAUAGCGGCGGCCACCAAGCUUGAGAAAGCAAAGAUGUUCCUGAAUGAGGCGGCACCGGCCGUGACCGCGGCGGUUGGGCUGCUCGUCGUGACCGUGGUGUUGCUGUCGCCAGCCGCGGCGCCAGAUCCCAUGUCCAGACCAGAGCCGGUGUCGGAGCCAGCGCCAGAUGAGCCAGCACCGGAACCUGAGCCGGAGCCAGAUCCAGAUCCAGAUCCUUGGCCGCUGCCGGAUCCAGUACCACUACCGGAGCCUGAACCGGAGCCAGAUCCAGAUCCAGAACCGCUACCGCUACCGCUUCCAGAGCCGGCACCUUGGUCGGCACCUGAGCCAGAGCCAGUUCCGCUGCCGCUGCCGCUACCACUGCCGCUGGUGGUAGCGGCAGCACCGCCCGGAGCCACUGUCGGGAUGCCAGCAGCGGCACCGG